AUGUGUAGUCAUGUGAUUUUGUUUCUUUGGCUACUCCAAAAUUUUUUCCUUCAUGUACAUCAUAAUUAUUCUUGCAGGGCAUUUGGUGCAUUUGUAAUAUUUCCCGUUGUUUUUUUUUCAAAAACAAUUUUUUUGUAUAUGACAGUAAAUUGUUUGAAAUCCAACUCUUAUGGGCGUGUGUUGCGCAAAGACAAUUAUUAUUCAAUUUCCGUGUUAAAUCAAGAAAAAAGAUACUACUUUUGUCUUCCCAUUUAUACACUCAAUAUUAAUAAUUGUAAACGUGUUUUGAUAACUUCAAAUGACGAAAAUAAAAAGUGUAUAGAAUGUUCAGAUUCAUUUAAAUUAAAAAAUGGAACAUGCUCUGAAUAUUUUGAAGAUGUAAUUGAAUAUAAAGAUAAUAUGAAUGAUCAAACAAAAAAUACUUUAAAAAAGAACAACAUAACCAGUAAAUUAAAAGGCGUUGUUGAGACGAAAUGUCUCUUAAGAACAAACAGAGGAUGUUCACAUUGUUCUGAUGGAUAUUACCUUUCUUCUGAACACAAUGAAGUUUAUAAUAAUUUCAAUUUAGAAUGUCUCAAAUGCGAAAAUGUUUGUAAAACGUGUUAUAAUUUGACGUACUGCACUUCAUGUUUAUCUUCUUAUUUUCUAAACUCUGAAAUAAAGUGUCAGAGUCUUGGAGAAUUAUCCGAGAAAUGUUCAGUGAAGUUGCCCACAGGUGGAGGUUGUGCUAUAUGUAAAAACGGGUUUUACAAAGUCGAGAAAGAUUGUUUGACGUGUGAUAUAUCUUGUGAUACUUGUGUAAACUCGUAUUCGUGUUUGUCGUGUUCUGAUGGCUAUUUUACAAUUUCUGGUGAAUCCAACAAGUUGUGUGAAAACAACAAAACGCUUAAAAAUUGUUCCAAAGCGACGACAAACGGUUGUAUUGUCUGUGAUGAUGGGUUUUUCAUCAAAAAUGGUCGAUGUAAUAAAUGUUCAGAUAAUUGUACUGUGUGUUCCUCGGCUGAAAUUUGUGAUUUGUGUGUUACUCCAAAUUACGUUUUGACAAAUUCAAAGUGUCUGUAUUUCUCAUCAGUUGAAAAUUGUAUCGAAGCAAUUGACUCAAAAUGUGUAAAAUGUGAAGGUGCAAAUCAGCCCUCUGAUGAUGGAGAAAACUGCCUUCACAACACCAGUUAUGGUCUUAUAGUUGGAGUACCAAUUUCUAUUUCAAUUGUUAUUAUAAUAUCAAUCGCAACAUUUAUCAUCAUAACAUAUUCAUAUGUACUUAAAAUAAAACAAAAGAAAGUUUCGCUAAACGUCUGCACCUUCUUGAUGAGUCGUUCAAACAUCGAGAUGUAUAAAUUAUGUGACACUUUAGUUGCCAACAAAAUUAAAUUGAAAUUUGACCUUAGCAGUGAUUCUGAGUUGAUAAAGGUUGAUACCGAAACAAGGGAUUUAAUUUGUAUCGGAAACACUUCAAAAAACAACAUGAAGGUACAAUUCAGUGUUUUAGAGGGAUGUGAUUGUUACAAAAUUCGGACGGUGCCUUCAAUUGUUACUUUAAAGCAUGGAGAAGCGUGUGAAUUUGAGAUAUUUAUAAACCCAUUAUGUUCGUGUGACAUAAAAGAUGAUAUUAUGGUCAUUGGAUUGGAAUUGAAAACAGGUACACAAUAUAACGAACGAGUCAAAAUUGAAACAAAUACUGAAAACACCACAAAAUUGAAUUAUAAUGAACUUGAGGAAACAAAGAAAAUAGGCGAAGGGUCAUUUGGGAUUGUGUAUAAAGGUAAUUACAGAGGAAAUGUCGUCGCAAUUAAAAGAAUGAAAGAGAGUACUAGUGAUGAAAAAGGGAAGAUGGUGGAGUUUGAAAAUGAAGUUUCAAUGCUAUACAAAUUCCGAAGUGAGUUUAUCGUACACUUUUAUGGGGCCGUAUUCAUUCCGAAUAAAGUGUGUUUAGUCACUGAAUUUGCUCAAUUUGGAAGUAUGCAAGACUUAAUGAAACACAAAACAAACAAAGAAGUCGAUGUCAAAAUGCGAAUAAAAAUAAUGAUAGAUGCGGCACAGGGGAUAUAUUACUUACAUGAAAAUAACAUAUUACAUCGAGAUAUAAAACCGGAUAACAUCCUUGUUAUUUCACUUGACUUGAAUGAGAAAGUCAAUGGAAAAUUGACUGAUUUUGGAUCAAGUCGAAAUAUUAAUCUACUAAUGACGAACAUGACAUUCACUAAGGGUAUUGGAACACCGACUUACAUGGCUCCUGAAAUUUUGAUGAAAGAAAAAUACAAGAAAAAUGCUGAU
Messenger RNA from Entamoeba invadens IP1, 2274 nucleotides. RefSeq names its product protein kinase, putative. The transcript has 2 exons. NCBI's taxonomy places the organism in Eukaryota, Evosea, Mastigamoebida, Endamoebidae. Gene Ontology annotation, biological process: protein phosphorylation. The annotation marks the transcript as partial. The record is from RefSeq and is a predicted model, not a curated record. Gene Ontology annotation, molecular function: ATP binding; protein kinase activity.